AUGUCAGCCACACGUGCCUUUUCUGGAAACGAACUGUCGUCCCUGUUCCACCUCCUGGACGACUAUAACGACCAUAUAACAACCAAGAAUUCGGGACUAACUGCCCGUUCCUUCCAUCCACGCUUUGACAUCCGCGAGACCAACGAUGCCUACUUCCUCGAUGGCGAGCUCCCUGGUAUCGAACAGAAAGACAUCGACCUGGAGUUUACAGACCCGCAUACGCUUGUAGUGAAGGGGGCCACCCAACGCGAAUAUGCUCCCAAAGAGGGCGAAGGGCCGCUGGCAAAAGGCAGGUAUUGGAGUACGGAGAGAUCAAUUGGACACUUUAGUCGGACAUUCAGCUUCCCUGUUCGGACUGACCAGGAUCGGGUCAAGGCGAGUUUGAAGCAUGGGAUUCUGAGUGUAUCGUAA
Molecule: messenger RNA, 411 nt
Organism: Aspergillus wentii DTO 134E9
Lineage: Eukaryota; Fungi; Ascomycota; Eurotiomycetes; Eurotiales; Aspergillaceae
Product: Hsp20/alpha crystallin family protein
Exons: 2
Coding region: 1-411 (136 amino acids)
Biological process (GO): response to salt stress; response to heat; protein complex oligomerization
Source: RefSeq, a predicted model, not a curated record